Molecule: messenger RNA, 1425 nt
Organism: Sodiomyces alkalinus F11
Lineage: Eukaryota; Fungi; Ascomycota; Sordariomycetes; Glomerellales; Plectosphaerellaceae
Exons: 5
Coding region: 1-1425 (474 amino acids)
Source: RefSeq, a predicted model, not a curated record
AUGGGAACCACGCUGUUACCUGACGUCGAUCGUCGUACGGAUACUUGGUUCGAGAACCUUGAUGACGACGCCCUGACCAAGGAACACCAAGCACAAUACCCUUCAUAUUACAUUCUUUUGCCGCCUUUCCCAUAUUCCGGACAGGGUGAAACGGACGAGGAACACGUUUCCCUGAUCAGAGCUGCCGCACUCUAUUUUAUCUCCCGUCAGCAUCUCGCAUUCAGACGACCCUUGCGUGUCGAAACUGCAAGCAACCCCGAUAGCCCUUCGAUCAAUAUUUACGGAUUGCGACCGUGCCAGAUCAUAUUAUCAACUCCCGAACGAGUCGGUCGUCUCCCGGUAUUUACGAAGCUCGUAUUCCAUGGUCUCAUGUCCUCAACCACGAGGACAAUGGUGACGGAUUGCCAUGGAUGUCAAGGUAACCAGUCACCUCCCAAGCAUACUCCAUCGACCGUCCAGUCACCAGAAUGGAAGACCUCCCCACACGCUGGGGCAAGUUCCGAGCUCGUGAGCAGCCAGCAACGACCACCAGCCGUCGCAGCCCCAGGGGCUCCUAAAGUCUCUGCCAAACAUCCACUCACGGGCCCCUUUGAGAACGGCUACCACUUCCCUCCCGCUCACUCGUGGAAGGAAUCUUUUCGUCUCGGUGCCAUCGCUUUCUGGAAAUAUACUUGGACUCCUAUUGGCUUCUUUAUAGUCCUGUAUGGACUGCUAGUUGUAGCCUGGGGAGGCAAACUCUUCCUGCUACUCGUCAACGCAGCACCGGCUAUGUGUUAUCCCAGCUGUGAUGACAUUAAUUCACCUCGCCGCAAAUGGAUCGAAAUAGAUUCGCAGAUCAUGAAUGCAUUAUUUUGCGUCACAGGAUUCGGGUUGGCCCCUUGGAGGUUCAGGGAUCUUUACUUCCUCCUUCGGUACCGCGUCAACUCUGAUGCCGACUCUCUGCGUCGCCUGGCCGGCAUCCAUCGCAGCUGGUUUCGGCUUCGAGAUUCCGACCUGCUUCCAGUCGACGUUGGACCAAACAACGUAAAUGACUUGAGCCCCGAUCUCCUCAGCAUUCCCUUACCACAGAGUAAGAUUCCGGAUCCGCCACUAACCGGCAUCCGCGCGCCGCCCACCUCAAUUUGGAAGAUGGACUUCGUCAUAUGGUUCAAUGUCAGCAACACAUUCCUCCAAUGUGUCUUGUCUGGGUUCAUGUGGGGGAUGAACCGUUUCGACAGACCGGCAUGGGCGGUGGGGUUGUUUGUCGCCCUAGCAUGCGGGGCGGCUGCUACCGGCGGUCUGAUGAUCUUCCACGAAGGAAAACGAGUGAAGAAGGUUGAAGGUGUGACAGUCAGUGAGAGAGACCUAGAACAACUUACUCGAGACAAGGAGUUGGGCAUCGUCCACUACAAUAAUAUCCGGGACAAGAAACCGAAGAGGCCGUAA